AUGGUCUUCGGGUCCAACAUGAUUGAGGAUGCCGGAGGGGGGUUAGAAAUUACCCUCAAGCUUUGCGGAGCCAUCUUUCGAGGUCAGCAUGUCCCCGAGGAAGACCGCCAUGCUGACUACGAAGUCUUGGAAGACCACCUCCGUCGUAAGGGCCUACCGCAUGCAGAAGAAGAUGUCAUCCAGGCCUACUGGGAGAUAACACAGCAUGCCGAGGCAGCCUACUAUAUCACCAAAGAGGUGUGCCUUGAAGGGAAAGAACUGUCUGAGGCCAUCAUCCUGGAAACGCACCGUCUCUUGACUUACAAGAUUAAUGCCGAUGAGAUACCCUGGAACGAAUACGCUGGUGUCUAUCGAAAGUGGCCUGUAUGUACCGGCUUCCAUCAAUACAUGGCUCACAGCAUGGUCCCCACGGCGAUGAAGAAGAUGAUUAGCUCCAUCAAGGACGACGUCAAGGCUGCAAUUAACACUGGAGAAAUCGACCCGGUGGCUCUAGCAGCCAAGUACUGCCACAUCUUUGUCAACAUCCAUCCCUUCCUUGACGGAAAUGGCCGAACAUGUCGUCUCAUUCUGAAUGCAAUUCUCCUCAGAUAUGGCGGUACUAUCGUCUGCAUUGGAGAACAGGACGAUGGUCGACAGGAAUACUUGCGGAUUGCAAGCAAUGCGAGCUUUGCCGAGGGAAACCAGGAGGAUAUGGAGGACGUGCCAGAGGCACUCAGGCCAAAGUAUUACAAGGAAUUGGCUUCGUUUGUGCUUUUGCAUGCCCGAAAUAGCAUGGUCAAGAUCCGGGAGCUGCUCGAAAAAGGAUGA
Molecule: messenger RNA, 807 nt
Organism: Fusarium falciforme
Lineage: Eukaryota; Fungi; Ascomycota; Sordariomycetes; Hypocreales; Nectriaceae
Product: Fido domain-containing protein
Exons: 1
Coding region: 1-807 (268 amino acids)
Source: RefSeq, a predicted model, not a curated record